Ichthyophthirius multifiliis is the source of this 1145-nucleotide messenger RNA. RefSeq names its product traf3ip1 protein, putative. Gene Ontology annotation, cellular component: centrosome; axoneme; ciliary basal body. Gene Ontology annotation, molecular function: microtubule binding. The transcript is spliced from 3 exons. NCBI's taxonomy places the organism in Eukaryota, Ciliophora, Oligohymenophorea, Hymenostomatida. Gene Ontology annotation, biological process: regulation of microtubule cytoskeleton organization; cilium assembly; intraciliary transport. The record is from RefSeq and is a predicted model, not a curated record.
AAAUCAAAGAAGAAAAAAAUAAAAAAAUUAAAAAAACAAUAAUGGCAGAAGAAAAUUUUUGGGAACCAACAAUAAAAGCAUUUGAGGGAUUAUUUUAAAAACCUAAAAUGCGUGAUAAGCUUCUACAAAAGCCUCCCUUUUAAUAUUUAUUUGACAUUGUAAUGGCUACUACUGAUGCUACAGGAUUUGGUGAAGGUUUAUACACUGAUGAAGAAAAAAACUCUUAAUUUUACCAAAACCGUGAUUAAAAGAUAACAUUUUUAAAGAAAAUAAUAGAUCUAACGCAAUAUGCUAUAAAAUAAGAAUUACCAGCGAAACCAAAUAAAAUUGUUGCUGGUUUAGAACCUGAAAAUACUAAUAUCUUUCUUAUAGAGUUACAUAGAUCGGCUACUACACCCGAAAUAAACAAAAAUGGACCUAAAAUUAUAAAAAAAUUAUUGGCUAAAUAUUCGUAAAAAGAAGGAAGUGCUUAGGAAAAAACAUAGGAGAAGCCUGCUGAAAAUAAUAGGAAAAACCGGCUGAAAAAGUAUAGGAAAAGCCUUAAUAAAAAAGAGAAAAAAUAAGAAGAAAAAAAAUAAGAAGAAAAAAAAUAACCUCUUUAAAAAAAAUCUACAGUAGAAAUCGAAGCACCUCCUAUUUAAUAAUAAUAAAAAAAAGAAGCUCCUUAAAUUUAAUAAUAAUAGACUAAAGUAGCUUAAUAAAGACCUACUAGUUCUAUGCGAGCUCCUCCAAAAGUCUAAGAUAACUCCAAAGUAGUGGAAAAUACACAUAAAGGAAAUACUAAUAAGAACAUCAAUUUAAGUGGAAAAGGACACUCUAAAUUUACAUAAGAAGCCUUAAAUGAUGGAUUAAAUUAAACCGGAAAAAAUCAAAACAUGAAUUAAAAUGCAAAUUAACAAGAAGGAGAAGAUGUUUAAGGUAAUUAAAUUAAAAUGUAAUUAAGAAAAGGCAAAAAAAAAAUGAAAAUACUACUAUUAAUAAUAAUAAUGCUAAUAAUAGUAAUAAUAAUACUACUAAUAAUAAUAGUAGUAGUAAUAAUUAAAAUGACAUUUAAGCUUUAUUAUAAAUGGUUUAGGAAAUUUCAAAAAACGCAAAUCCUUUGGGUAAAUCACUUGAAUUUAUUUCAGAUGAUAUAGAAAGUAUGA